GGGCCUAACGGGCGCGCGCAGCCGUGAUUGUUGUGAAGAUGGCGGAGGAGGAGGCUGAGAAAGAAUACAACAGAAGAGAAGAAACCGUGGCCCUGAGAAAACGGUUCCAGGAAUUAACCACGGUGUUACGAGACAGCGCAGACUCGGCGUUAGACGCCUCCGCUAGCUUCUGCCACGGAUUUUGCCAGAUACUUGUGGAACAUGGGGGCCAAUGGAAGUCAGAGGAAGAUCCACUGCCUUUGCUGGAGAUGUAUACAGUGGCUAUACUAUGCUUUGCAGAGGCCACCCCACUUCUUUUUCCCGAAUGUGAACAUGUCACGGUUGUCCUUGAGAAGUUAGCUUUGACUUGUCUGGAUUUUCUGCUCUCACUUUCGGUGAAAGUACCAGAUGCCCUAUGGGAAGAAUUUCAGUCUUCUGUCAAGGUGGCACAUGGUAUCCUUCAGGGCAAUGGAAAUUUGCAGCUUAGUACACUGAUGGCUGUAGCUAAUGAAAGUGGGGUUUGGACCAACACCACUCUGUGUCACAUUCUAUCAAACAACAUACCUGAUGUUGAAAAAGGUAAAGUUCAUGAGCUCCUAGCUAAGGAAGGACCUACACUGCUUGAUAUGCGUAUAAAGCAUCUUAUCAAACAGAAAUGUGUGGAAAAAGCAGCGGUUCUUGCAAAAACAUGUGCAGAGUUUCCUGAAUUUGGUGGAAAGAAGAAUUUCAAGCAGAUUUACCUUGUAUGUCUGUGUGAGACAAUGUCACAACAAGAACUCAUGCAAGAGAUAAAGGAGAUUGACUGCAAAGAUGCUUUGGAUAUGAUUUGUAACUUAGAAUCUGAAGAAAAUGAAAAAGGUGCCCUGAGCCUUUGCACUGCUUUUUUCAAGCGCCAACUUCUCCAAGGGGAUGUGUAUUGUGCUUGGGAACUGACCCUGUUUUGGAGUAAGCUCCUGAUACGUCUUGAAUCAGCACAGGCCUUUUUGGAUCAAUGCCGUCUAUUAGCACAACUCUCUGGCAGUGUUUACCAUAUUCUUCUACUCAUCAAAGUUAUCCAAGCAGAGGUUCAGAAUGAAGGACUUCCAGUGUGCAUUGAAAUGUGCAUUCAAGCUCUGAAAAUAGGAUUGAGUGACAAUGAAGACUGCAACACAACCAUCUGCAAAACUAUCUCCUGCUUGUUGCCCUUAGACUUGGAAGUGAAGCGGGCAUGCCAGUUAACUGAGUUUCUUGUUAAACCCACUGUGGAUUCCUACUAUGCGGUUGAAACGCUCUUCAACGAACCUGACCAGAAACUUGAGGAGGAAAGUCUCCCGAUUCCGAAUUCACUACGCUGUGAUUUGUUACUGGCCUUGAAGACACAGUGGCCUUUUGACCCUGAAUUCUGGGACUGGAAAACUCUGAAGCGCCAUUGCCUUGCUCUGAUGGGGGAGGAAGCAUCUAUUGUGUCUUCCAUUGACAAAUUAAAUGACAGUGAGGAAAAUGAAGGGCUGCUAGAUGCUGAUGAGAAUGAUUUCAAACAUCUGGAAUUCUCCCUUAGUCCAACAAGUGAGUCUAGUGGCCUUGAAGCUGAGAGAAAGAAAAAAAGGGAAAUGAAAAAGCUGAGGGAAAAGGGAUUUGUGUCUGCAAGAUUUCGCAACUGGCAAGCUUAUAUGCAGUAUUGUGUAUUGUGCGAUAAGGAGUUCCUUGGGCACAGGAUAGUGAAGCAUGCACUGAAGCAUGUCCAAGAUGGUAUUUUCCGUUGUCCAAUAUGUACCAAGACAUUUGAGACAAGAGCAGUUCUUGAGCCUCAUGUAGCAUCACACGUGAAACAGUCGUGCAAAGAGCGGCUUGCUGCUAUGAAUGCGAAAGACAAAAAAUUGAGUUCUCCCGAACCGCUGUUGAUUAAUAGUAAACCAGAAUACAGCAAGUCGCCUGUAAAGGUUGACCAGACUGUGUGCACUACCGUUGUAGGACCUUCAAACACUAAUUCUAGCACUGCUGGAAACGUUAAACCUAAAAUAUCCUCUCCAAAACGAGGGAACCCUGUACGUGAUGUUGAAAACACUGAAGAUUGCUCUUGUCCUGUUACAAGCUGUCAGAAAGUAUUCAAGUACUUCAGAAAUUUGGUUGCACAUGUUAAGGCUCACAAAAAUGAAGAGGAGGCUACACAUUUUCUUGAAGUACAAAGCCAGAAAGCAAUUUGCCAGUAUUGCCGUCGACAGUUCGUUAAUAUGACUCAUUUAAAUGAUCACUUACAAAUGCAUUGUGGUGAGAAACCGUACUUCUGCAUUCAGCUGGGAUGCAAAUGCAGCUUUAGCUCACAUGCCGAACUUCUCAUGCACAGAAAGGUGCAUUCAGAAUUCCAGGCACAGUGUAUGUUUCCAAACUGUGGGAGAGUAUUCAGUGAAGCUUACUUACUCUAUGAUCAUGAAGCACAGCACUACAUCACGUUCACUUGCAAAAGUGACAAUUGUGGCAAGAUAUUUUACUCUCUGUCUCAACUGAAUUUACAUCAGAAAGAGCACUCGAAGCCAGAGUUCGCUGAAGUUGAGGGUGUAAGGCUAGAAAGUGAGACAGAAACCCAGGAAUCUUUAAACAUAGAACAGACGUCAAACCAAGUCGCUGAUGUUCUGCAAGAUUCUAGUCUACAGAACACAAAACAGUCUGUUGACAACAUGUUAAACUCUACUCAUGGUGGUGUAGAGGAGCCUGAUCACUCUUUAUCUUACACAAGUGAAUCAUCAGUCACACAUGACCAGUCACCAGCUAGGGGCCCUUCUGUUGCACAGACUAAUGAGGCAACUAAGACACCAAACACAGCUUGCGUGAUGCAGUCUGGCGUUGAGUCUGCAAACCAGAUUAAUCUUCGGUCAUGUUAUGUGAAAGUGAUGCCCAUUCCAAUCAAGUAUGAUGAUUCUGUUUUCUUAAAUGCUCUUAAGAGCUCCGAUGCUACGUCUCAGUCAAUUUUGAAUGAUAAGAAGCUAUUUUGCUUUACUUGUAAACAGCUCACAACUGUUCAAAAGACACCUGAUUUACAAAAUGGAACUUCGGCUAAUGCGUAUGUACAGCCGUUGUCACAAAAUAAUGUGGAAAAUGGAGUAGAUAAUCUUACUCACAUCUGUCCAUUUGAGACUUGCACACGAAAAUAUAGCACUUCAAAAAGUUUGUCAAGACACGUUAAAAACGUGCAUAUUGAAGCCUUUGAAGAGUGGAAACUGUCGAGGAAGUACAAGAGGAUUGCGGAAAUUGCUGCAAGAAAAUCUGACCAUGCACACUCAAAUUUUCAGACUUCCAAAAAAAGGAUAAAGUCUUCUGCUAAAGCAAUACCCCAUCAGUAUCCAAAAGUCCAGCAGAUUAAGCCAGACUCUACAGCUGCAAAUCCCAUUCCAAGUCUUUCUGGUCCUAUAGAUUCACAAACCUUUGGUGCCAAAUUUUGCCCUCAAUUUGAAGGUGCUCAGAAUGAAACUCCACUAACCGAGACUCCGAUAAUGCAGUCACAGAUGGCGCAGUCAUGGACUCCAACUUCCUUUGAUGGCUACAAUUCUGAUUACUCUCUCCAGAAUCACUUCCCGCCAAUGAUCAUGCCUGAUGGCUUACAGCAGACUUAUCCAUUAUACCUGUCACACACUGAUCUACUUUCAGAAAGAGACAUGGAUUAUGCUCCUUCCUUAUCUGAUGACAGUAACACAUUAUCAACAGGAAACAUGCAUUCGCACUCAAGUGUAAUGAAUGAAGCUUCUAAAUAUGUUUCAAGCUCUUUGAGGGUUUUGCACGCUCUUAAUGGCGAUCAGACAUGUGAGAUAACACAAAUGCCACCAAGUGAAGAACUCGGAUACAUGCCGAUCAGACAAAACCAAAACAGUGGUGUUCCAGCCGAUGUUAGUGAUCUGCAUUCUGUGUCAGAACAGAAUUUCAAUCCAUAUUUUCCAUCUUAUCAGUCAGAGACGUGUACCCCUGCAGUACAGACCCUGUUAAAGCCAGAAAAAGAAUACACAGUUAGUGAUGCUAAUCCACUGUUCUCGUCAGAUGUUAAAAAUCAAAACCAUUUUGCAUUGCCUAUUUGCAAAGAAGAACCUGAAUGUUUUUCUGUUUCAAAUCCCAGUUCUACAGCAAUGGAAAAUGAACAGAAUAAUGAUUUACUCUCACAAGAAAUGUCACCAGUGACAAGUGAAGACAUUUCUUGUGGCGACAAUAGUGUUACGAGUCCUGGCGAAAUCAUGAAAACGAAGAAGAUCAGACCGUCAAAGAGGACUAAGUGGCCUGCCAUAAUAAAAGACGGAAAAGUUAUUUGCUGCAGGUGCUACAGGGAGUUUAGCAGCACCAAGUCUCUUGGAGGACACUUAUCUAAGCGCUCUCAGUGCAAACCAUUAGAUGAAGUUGAUCUAACUGCUGAUUUGCCUACAUCAUUUCUUGAUUUUCUGAACGAUCCAGAUAUUUCAACCAUCCCAAUAUCUCUUCAGAGAAACGACAUGCUUGGCCAAGAUCCUCAAUCACUUAUACAGCAGUCGGAAUCAGAUGUCCUUAACAGUAGCAGCUUUACAGAAAUCCAUAGCCCAAAUUACAGUCUUCAGAAUGGCCAUCUGUCAUCUGGAGAGACAUCUGAAAGUCCUUUUAUAUCCCCUCCUAAUCAGAGUGGCAGUUCAUCUACUGCGCCAUCUUUGAAAAUUCUCGAUUUGCCAGAAACCGUUACCGAAAGUAACUCGAAAGCUGAAAUGUCUUCUACAUCUCCCGUUGAAGAUGGCAACAUUUUAGAAAUUGAACGGGCAUUACAACGCUUAGAUUUAGUAGAUGGACUCACCCAAGACACCUUAAAAGUUAGAACACCUGCCUUGCAAAAUCUUAUGACGGUCACCGAAACAACAACUAAGAGCUGUAAUAAAAUGAAAAGUCAGGUGGAAACUCAUGAUCUGAAGAAUAAUCUCAAACCAUUUAAAUGUACUGAACAUGGCUGUGUCUAUGGUGCAAUGACAAAGGAAGCUUUAUUUAAACAUCUUGUCCGUGUACACGAAUUCACUGAGGACAAAGUAAAUGAACUGAAGAGAAACCCAGACAGAUUAUCACCAUACAUUUGUCACUUGUGCUCAAAGACAUUUACUAGAACCACAGGCCUUAAAAUCCACUAUAAAAAUGUACAUCAUUUGUCAAGGGAGGAAAUAUCUAAAUUAAAAAUUGGCAGACAAAGCAGAAAGACAAAAGCAUCUAACCCUGCAUCAAAAGAUGCAACAAAGGACUUUGCCAUGUCUCCGACAAAAAGUGCUCCUGUGCAGUGUGCUACAACUGUAGCUACUGGCAUGGCAAGUACUCAUAUAAAGAGUGAACCAGGAGAUAUUGCAGGAAAAAUGCAAUGUCUUAAUCAAGUUGACCUAAUAAGCAGUGUUAUUAUUCCAGCUCCUGAUAUGUUACAGCAAAAUCCCUGUCCUGUUUUAAUAUCAGAAAAGGAUUUAAAACCACCUCAAGUUUCAUGUCACACUGCAGAUAACCCGAGUGUGCAGAGUUCAACAGCAGGUGUUAGUCAAGAACCAGCAGCUGGAAACUCUGUUCCUCUUGACAAACAUUGUGUUUUGGAGCAAGCUGCAAAUGCCUCAUCCACACAUGUUGGAGAAAGUGUAGCAGAAGACAUGGACAAGUCAAAAAAGUUAAAGCCUAAGGAGAGGUUUGAACCCAUUAAAAAAGAGAAACCACACAAGAAGCUUGUGGCCAAAGUUGAAUCUGUUGAUGCAAAUGAUGAAGUUAGUUUGUACAGGCCAUACCGAUGUGUGCAUGAAGGAUGUGUAGCAGCUUUUUCUAUACAGCAAAAUCUCAUCUUGCAUUACAAGGCAAUGCAUCAGUCAGAGUUUUUAGAUGAAGCAAAUGAAAACCUCACUGGUGAUCAUGGUGAUGGGUCUGCUCGUGUCCAUGAAUUCAAAUGUCAAGUUAAAGAAUGUUCAAAGGUCGUCUCUAAAGUUACAAGCUUACUCAAACAUUAUCUUUUGCUCCACAGAUGCACCAUAGAAAAAGCUAGUGCUUUGCUGUCUGGUAUUGAAGUAGGGAAAUUUCAAUGUGACCAGUCAAAAUGUUCUGCAUAUUUCACAUGUCAUCUGAAAUACAUUGAUCACAUUAAGAAUGACCACAAAGCAAUAAGAGUUUCUGCAGAUGGAGACUUUGAAAGUGUCGACCUCACGUUCAGGUGUGAAUAUGAGGGUUGUGACCGGGUCUAUACCACAAAGUCUAACCUUCUACGACAUUUCAUGAAAAAACAUCAAACGACUUUUGAAACCAUUAAACAGAAACAAAAAAAAUGUGACGCAGAAACCGAAUCGGCAAAAACACUUGCCGCAAAGCCUAAUGACGGAAAGGAGAAUAUUUCAAGUAACAAGAUUAAACUGAAAAAGAAAAGUUUAAAGAAAAAGGAGGAAAAAGCCCGUAACCACUGGACAAGCUUUGGAAAGCCCUCUUUGAAAUCAAUGGAUGAGGCAUCUGCCAUGUGCACUGGGCAAUUUCUUCUACAAUACCCAUGUAUGAUUAAGGGCUGUGACUCGGUCUCCAGUACAGAGCGGAACGUAGUUAAGCAUUACACCACUCAUGGUCUCACAGAACGCUACAUCGAGAAUCAGAGGAGUCAUUUCAUUUUCUGUAAGAAGACCUCAAGAUUACGGAACAAGGAAGGAGGUAAAUCAGAUGACAUUUCAUCAGACACCACUGAACUUGGAAAGGCUGAUUUGUAUGAAAAUACUGAUCCUGCUGAAAAAGCUGAUCGUCAGCAACAGGUGGAUCUCUUGGAAGCAGUUGAUUUCACCCAAAAUACUGAUUCCUCACAAAGGGCAGAUCAUCAGCAAAAUGCUGACCCCACACGAAAGACUGAUCCUCAGCAAAAUGCUGAACCCUCACAAAAGACUGAUCCUCAGCAAAAUACUGAACCUCAGCAGAAGGCUGAUCCUUCUAACUCCAUGCUUAUCUCUCAGGAUCUAGAGCCUGAAAAUGGAACACCUCCUAAAACUGAACAACUGGCUUUUGUGAACUGUACAUCCGAACUAAUACCAGUAAAGCGCAAAAGGGGGCGGCCGCGAAAGUCAGAACAGACACUAAAAAUCCAUCCAGAACGGAAACAAAGUCUUAGACACACCACUACAGAUAACGACCUUGUACCAAAAGUUUCCGAAUCGACAUCAAAUCCUGCUGCCCAUCACCAGGAGCAGACAGAGAGUGGAGUUGCACAAAAGCUUUUUAGUCCUUUAGGAUUUAAGGCAUCAAUACUUAAGUUAUUUGAAGAGCCUCCACCUACAAAUACUUUCAAGCGGAAAUCAUCUGAAAGUGAUUGGACUGACAAGCCGUUAAAGCGAAAACAAAAGAAUCUAAAUGCUAAUAGUAUCUAUAAUAAUGCUAUGUUCCUGAAGAAAGGUGAGGACCAAAAUAUGGUUCAUUUCAGAAAUCCUCUCAAGCUAGAGUCUGUCAAUAAUGUUAAGAUUGUUAUGGAUGGAAGUUUUUCCAAUGGUGCUGAUCUUUUGCUGAAACAACUUCAGGACAUGCGGCCUACGGUCAUCCUGAAAAAGUGGCUGUGCAGUUGAUGACUGGCUUUGAGACUGAUGUCUCUGUCUCUUUUCAGAGCUUUGCACUCAGGAUUAGAUAACGUUACAUGCUGCAGACAGGUACAUCAGCUAACAGGUUGUCUGAGGUUUUUCAAGUGUUUCAUUUGAUUUGGGAAGACUGAAAAAGACAGAUUCUUAUACAAAAUAUUGAUUUUACAUUUUGAGAUACCAUUAUGUACAUUAGGGUUUAAAUGUUAUGUAGAAACAUAUUUGUAUUUAUGAAGUCAGUUCUCUUUUAAAGCUUAGCAUUUGCUAAAUGUAAUAUUUUACACACAUGCUGAAAAAAUGUUUUGAUAUAUCCCUAUGGGAUCUGUUUCUUUUUUAAGUAUAUAUUUAUUUUUUACUUCACUGUAGUGUAUAGUAAUGUAUAUGUCUUCCACACAAUAUUCAAUAAAAGUAACCUGAAUGCUUUCUGUAAACAACAGUU
Hemibagrus wyckioides is the source of this 7950-nucleotide messenger RNA. RefSeq names its product zinc finger protein 292a (gene znf292a). Gene Ontology annotation, biological process: regulation of transcription by RNA polymerase II. Gene Ontology annotation, cellular component: nucleus. Bases 39 to 7502 code for a protein of 2487 amino acids. The transcript has 8 exons. NCBI's taxonomy places the organism in Eukaryota, Metazoa, Chordata, Actinopteri, Siluriformes, Bagridae. Gene Ontology annotation, molecular function: DNA-binding transcription factor activity, RNA polymerase II-specific; DNA binding. The record is from RefSeq and is a predicted model, not a curated record.